AUGUCCAAGACUUUCACCCCCGCCGAGGUCGCCGCCCACAACAGCGCCGACAAGGGCAUGUACAUUAUCGUCGACUCGUCCGUCUACGACGUCACCAAGUUCGUGGAUGAGCACCCCGGCGGCGCGAAGAUCCUGAAGCGCGUUGCUGGUAAGGAUGCCUCUAAGCAGUUCUGGAAGUACCACAACGAGUCCGUUCUGAAGAAGUACUCGCCCAAGCUGAAGAUCGGCGAUGUCAAGGAUGCUGCGAAGCUGUGA
Molecule: messenger RNA, 255 nt
Organism: Penicillium daleae
Lineage: Eukaryota; Fungi; Ascomycota; Eurotiomycetes; Eurotiales; Aspergillaceae
Product: cytochrome b5-like heme/steroid binding domain-containing protein
Exons: 2
Coding region: 1-255 (84 amino acids)
Cellular component (GO): intracellular membrane-bounded organelle; membrane
Molecular function (GO): heme binding
Source: RefSeq, a predicted model, not a curated record